CACGGCCCCUCCCUCCCGCCGCCGCGCCGGGCGGAAGCGAGGCUCGCCGGGUGACGGCAAGAUGGCGGCCGCCAUGGUGUGGCUGCGGCGGGGCGCGUGGGGCUCGGCGCGGCGGUGCGGCCGGAGCUACAGCGGCGGCGUGCCGCUGACGCGCCCGCUGCCCGGCGCCCCCCAGCCCGUCUUCGCGGCGGCCGGCGGCCGGGAGCGCUUCGAGACGCGGGUGACGACGCUGGAGAACGGGCUGCGCGUCGCCUCGCAGAACAAGUUCGGGCAGUUCUGCACCCUGGGCCUUCUCGUGAAUUCGGGCUCCAGGCACGAAGCGAAGUACCUCAGCGGCAUUGCUCACUUCUUGGAGAAGCUGGCCUUUUCUUCCACAGCUCGGUUUGCUAGCAAAGAUGAAAUUCUGCUCACCUUGGAAAAGCACGGGGGCAUCUGUGACUGCCAGGCAUCGAGGGACACAAUAAUGUACGCCGUUUCUGCUGAUGCCAAAGGCCUGGACACGGUGGUCAAUCUGCUGGCUGAUGUAGUGCUACAGCCCAGGUUAUCAGAUGAAGAAAUUGAGAUGACUCGAAUGGCUAUACGAUUUGAGCUUGAAGAUUUGAAUAUGAGACCUGAUCCAGAGCCUCUACUCACAGAAAUGAUCCAUGCGGCAGCCUACAGGGAAAAUACAGUUGGACUGAACAGGUUCUGUCCAGUAGAAAACACUGACAAAAUUGAUCGGGAAGUCCUCCAUUCGUACCUGCGCAACUACUAUACGCCAGACAGGAUGGUGCUGGCUGGGGUGGGGAUUGAGCACGAGCAGCUAGUGGAGUGCGCCAAGAAGUAUCUGCUUGGAGUGGAGCCAGUGUGGGGUAGCGGAAAGACCAAGGAUGUUGACAGAUCUGUGGCUCAGUACACAGGAGGCAUUGUUAAGGUUGAAAAAGAUAUGUCAGAUGUGAGCCUGGGCCCUACUCCAAUCCCAGAGCUUACCCACAUCAUGAUCGGGCUAGAAAGCUGCUCAUUUUUAGAGGAAGAUUUCAUUCCCUUUGCAGUAUUAAACAUGAUGAUGGGAGGCGGCGGCUCUUUUUCAGCUGGAGGGCCUGGCAAGGGCAUGUUCACCCGACUGUAUCUCAACGUACUCAACAGGCACCACUGGAUGUAUAACGCAACCUCUUACCAUCACAGUUAUGAAGAUACAGGUCUCCUGUGUAUUCAUGCCAGUGCAGAUCCAAAACAGGUUCGAGAGAUGGUGGAAAUCAUUACAAGAGAAUUCAUUCUAAUGGCAGGAGCAGUGGGAGAGGUAGAGCUUGAGCGAGCAAAGACGCAACUGAAAUCCAUGCUCAUGAUGAACCUCGAGUCUCGGCCAGUUAUCUUUGAAGAUGUGGGAAGGCAAGUGUUGGCAACAAACACAAGGAAACUACCUCACGAGCUCUGCACGCUCAUCGGUGAUGUGAAAUCUGCUGACAUCAAGAGAGUGGUCACCAAGAUGCUUCGUAACAAACCAGCUGUGGCUGCACUGGGUGACUUAACAGAUUUGCCCACCUAUGAACACAUCCAGGCAGCACUUUCUAGUAAGGAUGGGCGGCUCCCUCGGAUGUAUCGGCUCUUUCGAUAAAUCCGUGCACACUGCAGAUGUCUACAACAGACUUGCUUUUUUAAACACUUGUUGGACUGUAACAUUGCUGCAACCCCCCCCACCCCAUACCUUUCCUGGCAUACCGUGCAAACAUGGGAUUAUGCUACAGCUGAACAAAACUGUUCUGGAAUAUUGGACUGUGAAGAGCUCAUUUUGUUGUGGUCUUAUAAACCAUCCUGGCUCUGGAUGAGUAUUUUUCAGCUUCUGAGUAGAUUUAUGGCAGAAGAUGGCUGUAUGCAGCCUUCUCUUGGCACUGGGGAGAACACAGCAAGCCAGAAUAUUUAUCAGUAGGUGGAAGCAUGUAUCUCAGAAGAAAUGUGUGUGUUACCACUUAAUCAUAUUGCAGGCCUUUCUGGUGGUAUAGGCAGGGCUGCCACUUUGGAGGCACCCAUGUGUGCAGCCCGCGCUUCCCUCCCCUGUGGCCACAGCACCCUUGCAGGGCAGGCACUUGGCCAUGGUGGUUGGCAACAGGCCACAUGGGAUUAAACCACAGGAGGCUUCAGGCUGGACUGCUCUGCUGAAGGCACAGACUGUUCACAUUAGCUCUCCUUCACAAGGCUGGUUACAAUCCACAUCUACCACAUUUGUUAGUUAAAACAUUGAUUUAGGUAAGUUCAGUUUAACGAGUCAGUUGGCCUCCAGUGAUGCACACUGUGAGCCUGCAGCCUUAUGUGGGCAUAGGAAGACUGAAAAUGCUGUUGAAGGGUUUGGCUUACAUGUGUGAAUUCAAAGAAUAUUUAAAGCUCUUAUCAAGGUGGACAAAUAUUUGGUCAGAAUGAAUUGGGAAAAAUAUUAGUUAUUAUCUCUGUGCGCUUAGGCAGCAAGUUUCCUGCAUUCUAGUUUUUUGUUAGAAGAAUCAUGGAUAGUUUUGUCAGUGUAACUUAUCUUCUGUAAUACUCUUUGAAAUCAUAUGUUUGGAAAAUAGCUUGAUAAUUUAGCUAGAAAGAACUCAAAGGAAAGUAGACCUAAAGCAUAUAUAGUUUCUGGGAAAUCCAUAUAUGGAGAUAGUUUGCAUAACUCUAUGUGGACAUUUAUUGUAGAAUGAAAGCAAUCCUAUUCUUUAGAUUAUUUCACUUGCAAGUGGAUUAUGCUAAAGAAUAAAGUGCUUUUACUCCAGAAUUGGUAUCCAAACAAGAAUUUGCUAAAGGAGCUGCUGCUGCCCCUUAAAUUCAUACUCUACUGUCUUCAAGUUGUUAUUCAGAUGAAUUUAAGGCCUUGUAAACAAAAGAUGCAACUGUCAGUCUCACAGCAAAGAUGGAGCUAAGUUAGGAGUCAACAAAGUGAGGAGGGAAAGAUCAUGAUCUUUAAAGUGAUUGACUCUUGUGAAAAAACAGGAUGCUAUCACAUUACAGAAAGAGACAUGAAGCUAAGUGAAACACAUUUGACAUACUGGAGAAACUGUGGCCCAUAAGAGAGGAGGCAAGAUUUGAUUUACAUAAUCCCCUACCAUACAGGCUUAAAGAUGUAGACUGCUGCCUUGCAGCAUUUCACUGGCUUGGUAUGUAUUUUAAGGAGCAAUAAAACUGGGAGCAGAACACUAUGAGGCAGCUACUGUCUGCUUUAUCCCUGUAACUUCUCUCAUGCAACUGGAAGAGAAGAUGUUGCAUUGCUUCUUAUGAAACCCACAGUAUGGAAGUCUGUAUAUGCCUCUGUCCUAUUCAGUUGUUGUGUAUGUUUGUAAAGAAAAUAAAGAGACUUUUAAAUGACUAGA
Dromaius novaehollandiae (emu) is the source of this 3326-nucleotide messenger RNA. RefSeq names its product peptidase, mitochondrial processing subunit alpha (gene PMPCA). Lineage: Eukaryota; Metazoa; Chordata; Aves; Casuariiformes; Dromaiidae. Gene Ontology annotation, molecular function: metal ion binding; metalloendopeptidase activity. Bases 62 to 1594 code for a protein of 510 amino acids. The transcript has 13 exons. The record is from RefSeq and is a predicted model, not a curated record. Gene Ontology annotation, cellular component: mitochondrion.